This is a messenger RNA of Aspergillus ibericus CBS 121593, 2224 nucleotides long. It is a transcript of the gene npl4, whose product is annotated as nuclear protein localization protein 4. The coding region runs from base 137 to 2113 and encodes 658 amino acids. Gene Ontology annotation, molecular function: ubiquitin binding; ubiquitin protein ligase binding. Gene Ontology annotation, biological process: ubiquitin-dependent protein catabolic process. The record is from RefSeq and is a predicted model, not a curated record. Gene Ontology annotation, cellular component: nucleus. The transcript is spliced from 4 exons. NCBI's taxonomy places the organism in Eukaryota, Fungi, Ascomycota, Eurotiomycetes, Eurotiales, Aspergillaceae.
CGCUCUCUCCUCUUUACCCUCCCUCCUCCCCAUGGCCAUGAUCUGAUGAGUUUGACGAGUUAUUGAAGCUGCACGAAAAGUGAACCAACCCUGUGAACCAGUAGUUGUCCUCCCCUCUUGGGUGUCUCUUCCCACCAUGACGUCCCGCCCGAUCGUGCUGAGGUUCGAAAGCCGCAACGGCCAGUUCCGGUUGACGGCUAACCCGCAAGAUCUGUUUCCGAGUCUGCAACCACAGAUUCUAGAGCGCCUCCCUCCAGACGUCGAUCCCUCAUCCAUCGGCCUCUCCAACCGGCCCAUCGGCACCGGUGGUGAAGAGAGGCUCCUCAGCAGCUUAGAUGGGGUGGCUUUUGAUCAAGUCGGUCUUAAACACGGCGAUAAGCUCUUCAUAGGAUACCAAGAGAAUAAAGAACAGCAGAACGGCACCACCAACGGCCACAUAACCCCCAUCGCAGGGGAGUCGUCGCGGCGUCUGAAUGGCGCCCCUGUGCCCCAACCCGAAACAGUCACCUUCCGUCCUCCCCAACCGAGCUCCCCGACAGCCACGAUCAAGAAUCCCUGGGAUGUGGUGCAACAAUCGCCGUUGGACAACAUGUUGGACAAGAAGGACGGGAAAAUCCAGCGGAAACAGGAUAAGAUGUGCCGACACGGUCCUAAAGGCAUGUGUGACUACUGCAUGCCGCUUGAGCCAUACGACCCCAAGUAUUUGGCGGAGAAGAAGAUUAAGCACCUCUCAUUCCAUUCGUACCUGCGGAAGAUCAACGCCUCGACCAACAAGGCCGAGUCCGGGAGCUCGUUCAUGCCCCCGCUCAGUGAACCCUACUACCGGGUCAGGCGAGACUGUCCCUCGGGACACCCCCAGUGGCCGGAGGGCAUCUGUACCAAGUGCCAGCCGAGUGCGAUCAGCCUGCAGCCCCAAGAAUUUCGGAUGGUGGACCAUGUGGAGUUUUCGUCGCCCGACCUUAUCAACUCGUUGCUCGACUUUUGGCGGAAGUCGGGGGCUCAACGGUUAGGGUUCUUGUACGGAACCUACGAAGAGUAUAAGGAGGUUCCACUUGGCGUCAAGGCGGUGGUGCAGGCCAUCUAUGAGCCGCCACAGGUGGAUGAAGUGGAUGGAGUAACGCUCCAUGAAUGGGCCAACGAGAAGGAGGUGGAUGAGGUGGCACGGCUCUGUGGUCUGGAGAAGGUUGGAGUGAUCUUCACGGACCUGCUGGAUGCAGGUCGUGGCGACGGAUCGGUGAUCUGCAAGCGGCACAUUGAUUCCUACUACCUGUCAUCGCUGGAGAUUGCUUUUGCGGCGCGACUACAGGCGCAAUCUCCCAAGGCUACGAAAUGGAGCCGAACCGGCCGCUUCGGCUCGAACUUUGUUACCUGCGUGCUGAGCGGCGACGAGGAAGGCGCCAUUUCGGUCAGUGCCUACCAGGCAUCGGUGGCCGCCGUAGAAAUGGUUCGAGCAGAUAUCGUCGAACCGUCAGCGGAACCCUCGGUGAUGCUGGUACAAUCGGAGGAAGAUGACACCGAGAACAAGUCGCGGUAUAUCCCCGAGGUCUUCUACCGCAAGAUCAACGAAUACGGUAUCAGCGCCCAGGAAAAUGCCAAACCCAGUUUCCCAGUCGAGUACCUCCUAGUCACCUUGACACAUGGUUUCCCGACAGACUCUUCCCCACUCUUCACAGACAGUAGCUUCCCCAUCGAACACCGCGAGGUCAUCGGCGAGAGCCAGGAGCUCGUUCACGUGGCGAGGAAGUUGGUGACCCACGGCGACCCAGACAAGGCGAUUCGAGCUGUCUCGGACUUCCACCUGCUGUGCUUCCUUCACUCAUUGUCGACAUUCAACAAGGACGAAGAAGCACUGCUCUGCCGCGUCGCGACGCAACGUGCCCCCGCGGACGGGCUGCAACUGAUCAACACCCCCGGAUGGGCCACCCUGGUUACCAUUCUUCAGGAAAGUGGUGAGCGGCCCCCUAAGCGCCCCUGGCUGAGCACAGCCGAACCUUACCCGCCACGCCCAGUGCCCAACCCCGGAAAACGUUCCAUCCCCUUUACCAGGCCUAUGUCUCCCAGAUCUGAAAGUGAACAUCUUGCUAAGAGGUUUAAGGGAGCUAGUCUAGAAUAAAGGGACUAGUCCGAUACCGAUCCCACCAUUUCCAUCACCAUCUCCUACUUCCGUGUUCUCUCUCCAUCUCCGUCUCAAUACAGCCUCAGUCUCAGCCCUUUUCGAUCAAGC